Molecule: messenger RNA, 2436 nt
Organism: Harmonia axyridis
Lineage: Eukaryota; Metazoa; Arthropoda; Insecta; Coleoptera; Coccinellidae
Product: TRAF-type zinc finger domain-containing protein 1-like
Exons: 8
Coding region: 513-2009 (498 amino acids)
Source: RefSeq, a predicted model, not a curated record
UCAUUUCGCUGUAGCGAACUGUCAUGCAAGCAUGUCAUUUUCCUUUAUUUGGAAGACGAAACUUUGUUUAUCUCGUAGUUUUCUUUUUCAAGUAUUCCACAUUUUGUAAUCAGUAAUAUCUAUUGGGGAACGCUAUUUAUCUAGCCCUCGUGCAAGUAUUGGAGAAUGCAGAAGAUGGCGCACCACCUCAUUUCGUUCAACCGGUGCGUCAGUUCUUAGAUGAAAAUUUUACUCGCCUGGAUUGGAAGAAGGGUAUAUAUUGAGUGAUCACCCAGAUCAUCUGAUCUGGCUUGACUGAAAUCCAAGAUCUACCCAGCCUGAGUCACUAGAUGAUUUGCGAUCUCGGAUUAUUAAUGAAUGCCGUCAAAUUACACCAGGAAUCUUGAGUAAUGUAGGUGAACGUUCUCAGAAAAACUUACAUUACUGCAUGGAAGCGAAUGGUGCCCAUUUCUAGCAUUUGAUAAACUUAUCACAAAAAGAUUCGCCUAGUACUUGCCUCUUUUGUGGAUGAAAUGGCUGAAGUGGUGGUCGAGCAUGAAUUAUGUGGAAAUUGCAAAAGGGAAAUUCCCCAGAGCAAUUAUGUGAUGCACUCAGCACACUGUGCAAGGAAUAUUACAUUGUGCAAAACAUGUAAAGAACCAAUUGCAAAGGCUAAGUACGAAGAUCAUGUUAAAACAUGCUUCGAAAAAAUUAAGCCACAACCGAAACAGAAAACGCCAGAACCCCCUAAAUCUAACAUAGAAAAGAGUCCCUACUAUCAAAGCAGAAAAGAAGUACAAGAUAAGAAGAUAGCAGAGAGAAAGGAGAAAUAUUUAGAAAGACAUGAAAAAUUUUCGGGGAAUUCAAGGAAGUUGGGUUCGCAAUUGCAAAGUACAUCACUAUCUGAAGGGCAUAACUAUAUUUCAUCAACAAACAUGCAAAGUACUAAACUCCAAAGUUCCAAUGUUCAUGAGUCAAAGUCGAUUGACACAACCAGCAAAAUAACAUCAAACGGAACAGGGGCCGUGAAGAAGGUUGAAAAAAAGAUCAAUGGGAAUAUUUCAAAACCCAACAGUGGAAUGAUGCCCUGCAGGUACUGCGAAUUAGAAUUGCCAAAGGUGGAACUAGAAGAACAUGAAAACUACUGCGGUAGUAGGACGGAUAAGUGUUUGGAGUGUGGGGAAUUGGUGAUGUUCAAGCAUAAACAGAUGCAUCUCGACACCAACCAUGGUUUUUUGAAAUUGAACGAUGAGCCUGGACCUAAACCUUCGUGGGAUUCAACAACCCAAAAAACUAACUCUCCACCAAGAAGAAGAAGGUUCGAACCCACCAUUUACACAGAUUUCAGUCAGUUUGAUCCAACGGAUUAUCUGCCCUCGAACUACCGUAUACCCAAAGCUAAGAUAGAAAAGGGCGAGUCUUACAAGGAAAUAUCCAGAAGAUUAGAUUGUAAAACUGAAUACAUAAGAAAUCUCCUUCAUGACUCGGCUAGCAUAACUGUACCUCUUAGGCACAGUGGAGCGGUCCCAAGAAAUCAUUUCAAUCACAAUAAAGGUCAAGCACCGCAGCCUCCUAGUCGACGUAGAAAUCCCCCUACUGAACUAACCAUCCCAUGUGAGUUCUGCGAUACCCCAAUUCCUCACAUGGACCUCAUCCAACAUCAGACCGGAUGUCGACCAGAUCUUUUCUUCUCCAGAUCUACCUCGAGGGUCAGGAGUUUCGAGGACGAUGAAGAUGGUCUAGCUAGAGCACCUUCUCCUUUGGGAGAAUCGAGAAAGACUGAUAUUCCCCGUGUCCCUAGACGUCAAAGGCAAUCAAAAAAAGAUCUUCUCAUCCCCUGCGAGUUCUGCGAUACUCCAAUACCAGAAGACAUUCUCAUUCAGCAUCAGACCGGUUGUAGGCCUGAUUUGGCCCAAUUCCAGGUGCCUUCUACGACUGCGAGCUGUCCUGAAGUCGAUUUGCCUUGUGAAUUUUGCGCAGAUAUGUUCCCCGCUUCGCAGCUCAACAGGCACCAGGCCACCUGUGGUUGAACGCUCUUUAGAGCGAUUCCGAGAGGAGCACUUCUGCUCGACUUUUUUUUGUUUAAAAUUUUUAUAUAUAUUUUUUGAUAGUUUUUGGCAUAUCCAUGCGACAUAACAAUUACUGUAAGCUGCCUUCAUAAUUAUCUCCUCUCUUUAGAACAAUGGAAGAUAUCAAAGUAAUUAAAGUGAAUAUAUUUUCAUGUGUAAUGCUAUCGAUUCAAUUUUCAACAGCCUAGCCUUUUUGAUGUUUUUAUAUCAUUAUUUGAUUCUCCAAUUUUUAUUCAUAUGUUUUCAUUAUUUACCUUUUCAUUACUUACAUAAAAGUUUUUGAUUCUAUAUUCUUAAUCAUUCACUUUGUUUUGAACUUUGGUUCUAUUCUGAUAAUUCCAUUGUGAUUCUCUGUUCAACUUAAAUAAAAAAAAAUAAAAUUUAACAA